This is a messenger RNA of Sphenostylis stenocarpa, 1182 nucleotides long. Lineage: Eukaryota; Viridiplantae; Streptophyta; Magnoliopsida; Fabales; Fabaceae. The record is from the annotation of a GenBank genome assembly.
AUGAGUUCCGAUUGUGAUGGUGGCGUCACCGUAAUCCCGGGUCUUCCAAACGACGUCGCGGCGUGGAUCCUCUCCAAGGUUCCCUACUCACACCACGCCAGACUGAAAACCACGUGCAAAUCAUGGAAACUGCUUUUAUCUUCGAAAUCGUUCUUAAACUCUUUGAAUAAGAGGAACCACCUUCUGUGCAUCUUCCCGCAGGACCCGUCGAUUGCGUCGCCGUUCCUCUUCGAUCCGAACGCGCUCGCCUGGUGCCCGCUACCUCCCAUGCCCUGCAAUCCUCACGUGUACGGCCUCUGCAACUUCGCCGCGGUGCCUCUCGGGCCCCACCUCUACGUCCUCGGGGGUUCUCUCUUCGACACGCGCUCCUUCCCAAUCGACCGUCCCUCACCCUCCUCCGCCACCUUCCGCUUCAACCUCCACGACUUCUCCUGGGAGCCACGCGCCCCCAUGCUCACGCCCCGAGGAAGCUUCGCCUGUGCGGUCGUCCAAGGGGCCAUUCUCGUCGCCGGCGGGGGAUCGCGGCAUACGAUGUUUGGGGCUGCUGGGACCAGGAUUCGGUCGGUUGAGCGGUACGAAGUGGGGAGGGACCAGUGGGUGGCGAUGGAUCCACUGCCUGGGUUUCGCGCCGGUUGUGUGGGGUUUGUCGGCGGGGAGGGGAGGGAGUUCUGGGUGGUUGGAGGGUACGGCGCGUCGCGAACCAUAUCCGGGGUUUUUCCGGUGGAUGAGUAUUACAGGGAUGCGGUGGUGAUGGGAGUCGAGGGUGGCGCGUGGCGGGAAGUUGGGGAUUUGUGGGGCGAUGGGGAGAGAGUGAGGGUUGGGAAGAUUGUGGUGGUGAAUGAUAAUGGACGUCCCACGCUUUUCAUGCUUGAUGGGAACGAGAUUUUUAGAUAUGACAUGUCUUCCAAUCGUUGGCUAUAUGAGUCUCGUGUGCCAAGAAAAGCUCCUUACAAUUCGUCAUUUGGUUUUGUAGUAUUAGACGGGGAGCUGUAUGUAGUGACACAUUUAUGUGUGGUUGAUUUUACUGAAACGCGAAGGUCCAGGCAGCAAAAGAGGGCAGGAACUAUGUUCAUCCAAAUCUAUGACCCAAAAAAUAAGACAUGGAGAUCUCUAGUUGCAAAAUCACCUUUCAAUUAUCCAAUAGAUAUUAAUAGUGCUGUAUUGAGCUCAAUUUGUCUAUGA